UGCUAAUGGCAUGUGUGUCGCAUGUGCAACUAACACGCACUGCAGCACGACUGCAGCAACACCAGUAUGCUGCAACGGUGUGUGUGUUGCGUGUCAAAAUGAUGCAGAAUGUACGGCGAUUAAUACGAACUUGCCGGCCUGCACUAGCGGAACAUGUGAGCAGUGUAACAUGGAUUCGCACUGCGUCAACGUCGUUGGGCUUCCUAGAUGUGUGAACAAAGUCUGCGUCGAGUGCAUCAUAGACACAGACUGUGCCGCCGGAGAAAUAUGCGACGAUAAUCUCAUGUGUGUUGUUGGGUGCACAGACGCAUCGUGCAUGGCUAUGGAUCCGAACUCAUACUGUCCGGAUGGUAUUGCAUGUGCAUGUCAUCCCAUAUUCACUGAGGUUAGCGGAGUCUGUACAGCACCAGGUAAUGAUCUGUGUAACCAGGCUGUGAUCCCAGCUGGAUUCCCCAAUGCGGGAGAGCGCCUACCCAACUGUAAACGAGGGGAUGUGAGUAAUCAGAAUUGCUUCAGAGUUGGCACCACUGGGACGUUCGAGUGUAGAUGCACGCAAAAUUCCAAUUGUGGGGCGAAAAUCAGCUGCGCCAACAAUGGCUGUACGGGCAUACCGGAACUGGAGGUUUUCUUUACGUGUACCGAAGUAAUGACGGCCAUGCAGACAACAAUAACGUGCACACCAACCUUUCCCCCUUAAAUAUUUUCUUCAUUGCGUAUGUUCGUGAUGUGACAAAAUGUAGAGCCGCAAUUAUGCAUAACGUGAUGCGAUCCACUUAGAAAUAAAGGAAGAUGGUGGAAA
Priapulus caudatus is the source of this 799-nucleotide messenger RNA. RefSeq names its product keratin-associated protein 9-7-like. The record is from RefSeq and is a predicted model, not a curated record. Bases 11 to 697 code for a protein of 228 amino acids. The transcript has 3 exons. NCBI's taxonomy places the organism in Eukaryota, Metazoa, Priapulida, Priapulimorpha, Priapulimorphida, Priapulidae.